Molecule: messenger RNA, 774 nt
Organism: Adineta steineri
Lineage: Eukaryota; Metazoa; Rotifera; Eurotatoria; Adinetida; Adinetidae
Source: the annotation of a GenBank genome assembly
AUGACUGAAUCAAUGGACAUUGCCUUUGUUAUGGCUGAUACAUCAUUAAGAGAUCCUUUUUUCCCAAAUGUAAAACAUAUGGUUUUAUCGAUUAUUAAUCCUUUAUUACAACAAAAUUAUGAUAUUCGUUUUCGUUUAAUCAAAUUUAAUUCUGGUAAUGGCAUACCAACAAUAUCAACAGUAUAUCCGUUUACAGAUUCAUCUGAAAUUUUUCAACAAUGGCUUCGUACUGGUGAUGAUGGAGCUAUAGGAGCAAAUACUCAAAAUAUAACUAUCUGUGAUGCAUUACGAGAAGCUCUUAAUUCUGAAUGGCGUACAGGAGAUUCUAAUCGAUGCCAUGAAAAUGUUGUUUUUUUGGUUACAGACAAUGUUCCAUGUCCAUAUUUACUUAAUACAACCGAUAAUCGUAAUUAUAAUCGUUUAUGUGCUUGUGAUAAUCUCUGGACAAUUUCUAAUGCAUUUGUUAAAAAGAAUAUUACAUUAAUGGUUGUAGGUGUUGGUCAGAUUACUAGUAUAUGUGAUAGUUUAUACGGUUCGAUAGCUAAAAAUACAGGUGGAGAAUAUAUUCCUUUAAUAAAUGCAAUCCAUGUUUUGCAUUUGGUACUUCAAUCAAUUUUAAUAGAAGGUGAUACAUUGCUACAAGCACUUCGUCAUAUAAAACAAGAAGAAUUCGAAAGAAAUUCAUCCUAUUGUUGUUCAGUAAUACAAAUUGCAGAUUCUUCUAGCAUGAAGCACCGUCAUAUAGCAGCUUGGUUACCCAAUCAUUUACAAUGA